GUAUAAAUAUUUUUCUAACAAAUCUAAUUAAAUAUUAUUAGGAAUCAAAUCUAUAUUUAAUUAUAUUUAUUAAAUAUAGAACUUUUAAAACCGUAUUUCUUACUUAGUAUAAUCCUAUUUUGUAAUAUUAUGAAUUAUGUAAAGAAAAACGAAAAAUUCUAUCGCAAAUAUUGAGGUGGGUCGUAAAUGAAAUUUGUUUAUGUUUAUACCUGACGUUUUUGUCUGCUUUUUGUUGGAAUGUGUGUCACCAUCAAAAUCAACCUGGUUACAAUCCAAAAGUUCCUUUUGAUCUGGCCUCUACGAUGUGGUGCCUUGGUUGUAGCAGCAUGGACUUUUUUUCGCUCAUUAUUUUGCCUGUUUUUCUUCGCUACCGUCAUUUUGGAAGCAAUAGUGGGCCAACCAUCUCCUUUUGGCCCUAUCUUUGUACGAGGCGCCCACGAAGUUGACUAUGUUUAUGCCACAUAUUACUUAUUCGUGAUACUGCUACUUGCAGAAGUUACCUUAUUUGUUUUUACUAUUGUCCUUACUAUUGGAGUGAUUGAUGAUCACGCGUGCUAUAUCCUUCUAUAUCUGACGUCACGUUUCUCAUCAUGGUUAGCUGAAGUAAUAGCGCUUUCAAUACUGACCAUCAUACACCGUCUACUUAUCGGCUGGUAUUUGGGUAUGCUGUUCUUUGUGGUUUUGGAAGUCUACUCAUUCAUCGUUGUGUAUAGUUACUACACAACCUUUCAAGAAGAUUGUUGCAAGUAACAGUGUGAGGUACUUAUAUCGCUUGUAUUGGGUGGAACAUCUUUAUCGUUGUAUAAAGUGAUAACUUACGUACACGAUCAUAACACAACAAAUACAACAGACGUAGAACAUACAGCUGAAGAGAUAAAGAAUGUUGCAUUCAGUCUGUACGUCACACAUGGUUAUUUAAUUGUAGUAUUUCUUUACCACCUUGCAAUAAGUGUGUUGCUGAUUUUUGGUGUGCAUUUGAGGAACAUAAAAUAUUUGCAAGAUUAUUUCAAGGCUGGAUUAUUUCUGUUAGCAUUAUCGCUUGUAGCUGCUGUGAUAGCCACUGUGUUCAUCCAUUAUUUAGUUACCCUGAUCCUUCUGAAGUGGAGUGUCCAAAUUUUAUACUGCAUCCUUAUUGUACGAAGUUAUUAUUUGGAAUUGGAAGAUGAACAGAAGCCUACUAACAUUGAAAUGCAAAAUCUUUAUAACCCACAAAGGCCGUCACAUUUAUAUGCUUAGAUUUAAUAAAGGUUUAUAAUAUUUAAUAA
Leptidea sinapis is the source of this 1265-nucleotide messenger RNA. RefSeq lists its product as uncharacterized. The transcript is spliced from 8 exons. The coding region runs from base 238 to 750 and encodes 170 amino acids. The record is from RefSeq and is a predicted model, not a curated record. NCBI's taxonomy places the organism in Eukaryota, Metazoa, Arthropoda, Insecta, Lepidoptera, Pieridae.